ACGUUGUAAAGCUUGUAGGCAAAGAUAAAACACUGAGGUGAAGAUUUUUGAAACGCCUUUGUUACAUGUUGGUUUACUUCGGCUACCGUAGCGUUUGCUGUAGCAGUUAGCAGAACUCAGUGACUAGAAGCUUUACUAGGAACACAAUGGCAUCCACAAUGAUGUCCGUACCGACAACAGCCUCUCGCUUCGCCCUGCUCCAAGUGGACUCCGAUUCGGACUCUGACUCUGACACUGGCAAGCCCAAAGGAGUUCAGGAGAGUGUCAAAUCAACCCGAGCAGCAAAAUCUUCAGGUGGCAAGAACAAUCAAAAUGCUGAGAAAAAGAAAGAUAAGAAGAAACGCAAGAAGGAGCAGCAGCAAAGUGAAACCAAUGAGCUCAGGAACCUUGCCUUUAAGAAGUUGCCUCAAAAAUCCUCAGCAGCUCCAUCUAGCUUGACACUGCAAGGCUUAGCCAAUGACUUGCUGGUGCCUAACAACAGUCGCAUAUCAGCCCCCCAGGAAAAUUGGCAGGAGUGGCAAGAAAGAGAUGAACAGCUUACCAGUAACCUAUAUGAGGCAGACCUGGAAAAGGCCUUAAUGCUCAGUAAACUAGAGUUUGAACAACAGAAAAAGGAAGCGGUUGAUGUAGAAACUGCAUCACCUAAAGCCAAAGGAGGCAGCAAGAAAGAAAAGAAAAAGAAUCAGCAGGGGAAAGACAAACGCACAGUCUCUCUAAAAGACUUUCAGCAGGAGGGAAGCAUGGAUCCACUGAGUAAGAGGCCAGACAGAGAGGAGCUAAAGCCUGCAAAUGCAGUAGCCCAUGAUAAGAGAUUUUUCAACCAGCUGGAGGAUGACGUGAGCCGCAUCAUGCAAAAAGACAAGCGCAAAGAGCAGUACAGCUGCAGCACUGGCCAAGAGGUCAGCACCUCCUCAGAACAAGAACAGGAUGUUAGAACUGAACAAUUAAAGUUUGAGCUGGAAAAGAAGGACCAGGAAAUUGAAAAGCUGAAGAAAACAAUUUCUCAGUGGGAGGAAAGAUAUAAAGAAGUAAAGGCAAGAAACGCCCAGUUACUUAAAAUGCUUCAACAAGGAGAGAUGAAAGACAAAGCAGAAAUCCUGCAGCAAGUAGAGGAGCUUCUGAACAUUAAAGAGGAGCUGACAAAACAGGUAACAUCACUGCAUGCUUCAUUAGAACAGGAGAAGUCAAAGGUGAAGGGUUUGCAGUUAGAACAACCGAAGCAUCAGGCCAAUCGGAGGGGGAAGAAAGGUCCAGAUGGAGAUGUAUGAAGACUGGACAUAACUGGAAAAACUGGACCCAGGUUUGCUCAAGCAUCAUACCCAGGACUUAUAUCAGUAUAAAUAAUCAACUUCUACCAACAUGAACAUCUUGUCUUUCUGUGUGCAAGCUGCUGGUUAAAAGAAAGUGCCACUGCAAUUUAGCUGCAGAGUUUAUUCUUCACUUGCUCUGUGCAAUAAAAUCUGAAAGAAUGACA
This is a messenger RNA of Trichomycterus rosablanca, 1474 nucleotides long. It is a transcript of the gene gkap1, whose product is annotated as G kinase anchoring protein 1. Gene Ontology annotation, cellular component: Golgi apparatus. The transcript is spliced from 13 exons. Gene Ontology annotation, biological process: signal transduction. NCBI's taxonomy places the organism in Eukaryota, Metazoa, Chordata, Actinopteri, Siluriformes, Trichomycteridae. The record is from RefSeq and is a predicted model, not a curated record. Bases 147 to 1268 code for a protein of 373 amino acids.